UUACCAUUAGCUUAGAGUACAUGCCCAACGUUAUGCUAUACCCUCCACACGCACACCCCUUCUCUAGUUCAUGUUACCACUUGUUUUCUCCUAGUUGCUGGGUCAAACUCUAAUAUGAUUACAGUUAUCAACUUGUAUAGAAAAUUGAAAAGAAAGAUCUUGCAUUAUAUGAUUAGGCUUAAUUUUUAUCACAUUAAACAGCCUUCUCAGCUCAUUAUCUCGUUCAUAUGUAUGUUAUUGGGCAUCUAUUGUCCAUCUAUAUACAUGUCUGCAUUCAUAUCAGCGUGAACAUAAUUGGUACUAAUUAUUGUGAAGACACUAAAGAAUUCCUUAUACGGUACCCAUUUGAGGUUGGUGGGGUUAUGAGGCAAAACAUAGAGCUCUUGGGUCUGAUGGCACAAAUAUCUAACAGGCUGGUCAGCUAAUUAAACACUGGUGUAUCUUGGCAUAAAAAAAAACUCGUAAUUUGAUUUAGGAUUGAAUUAGCUGCUUAUAUUCCAACAAGGCCAUUGAACGAUGGAUCUUAGUUCAUUUAGUUCACUAGUGCCUGCGUAAGAUACUGUUGUGUCUGGGUGAGGAUGGACAUGAGUGAAUUGGGUGCAAUGUUAGUAACCCUUGCCAACAGCUCUAUUUCACCAGCAGUUGGCACAAACCAGCUGCCAGAGACGAUUGCUGGAUUUACAGUUUGACAUCAGAAUGUGCUGUUAGGUGAUGGAUGUUUCAAUCUUCAUAUAGAGUGUUAAUUCUAUCAACAGAUUUAGACAUUGGCAAAUUACUGAUUGUGAUUCUUUUGCGUUCUUAGACGAGCAUUAUUAUUCUUGGGUUAUGUUGGUCUGAUGAUUCUUUUAAGGCUUUAUACUAUUUUUUGAACCAUUUAUAGUAACUCUGUGUGGUCCUCUCAUUUCUUGGGGUUUCAGACGCCUUAAGAACCAUAAUGAAAGAAGAGGGAUGGAGAGCACUCUACAAAGGUCUGGUGCCUGGUCUUUUUCUGCAGGUUACACAUGGUGCUAUUCAGUUCACAACAUACGAGGAACUUCGCAAAUUUGCAAUUAAUUAUAGGACCGACGGAAGUGAGAUAAAUUCUAUCACUGCUGACACUUCACUGGAUUCAUUUGAUUAUGCAAUAUUAGGGGCUUCUUCAAAACUAGCUGCCAUUCUUUCGACGUAUCCAUUUCAGGUUAUCCGAGCUCGCUUGCAGCAACGGCCAAGCACCGAGGGGAUUCCGAGAUACAUGGAUAGUUUGCAUGUAGUUAAGGAUACUGCACGGUUUGAGGGUGUACGAGGUUUCUACAAGGGUAUCACUGCAAAUGUGCUGAAAAAUGCUCCAGCUGCUUCAAUUACAUUUAUAGUGUAUGAGAAUGUAUUAAAUACGUUGAAAUUCAGGAGGAAAGAUUAACGAUUUUACUUUUUAUUAAAUUUUUUGGUGUAGGGCUUCCUUUUGAAAUUCUUUUUGUAGCAUUACCAUAGUGAAAUUUGUAAUGUUAAGUGCGAAAAAGGGAAACAUAUGGCACUAGUUGCAAUAAUUGGUUGAUUAUGUAGAAUCCGAUAUGUUUACUGUUGAUGUCCCAUUUUUUA
Molecule: messenger RNA, 1575 nt
Organism: Olea europaea var. sylvestris
Lineage: Eukaryota; Viridiplantae; Streptophyta; Magnoliopsida; Lamiales; Oleaceae
Product: folate transporter 1, chloroplastic
Exons: 6
Coding region: 935-1396 (153 amino acids)
Biological process (GO): folate import into mitochondrion; nucleotide transport
Molecular function (GO): folic acid transmembrane transporter activity; FAD transmembrane transporter activity
Source: RefSeq, a predicted model, not a curated record